AUGAAACAAGUAGUUCUGGCUUUGGCCCUUUUCGGCAUUGCGGCCUGCGCCCGCUUGGAGAACAAGUACCUCCCAGCUAACCAGGGUGGCAGAGGUUACACCGAAGGAGGAGCCGCCUUCGCCCCUAAACCGUCUGGCCAAUAUGGCGCCCCAUCUGGUCCAGCUGCUGGACAAUUCGGUGGAUCUGGAGCCGGUCAAUACUCCGGAGCUGCUGCUGGUCAAUUCGCUGGUCAACACGGUGAUGCUUCAGGUCAAUACAACGGUGCUGGACAACACGGUGGAGCUUCUGGUCAAUACAACGGUGCUGGACAACAUGGUGGUGCUGCUGGCCCACAUCCUGGUGCUCAAAUCCCCAUCUUGCGUUAUGAAAACAACAACAACGGUGAUGGUACCUACAACUAUUUGUACGAAACUGGGGAUGGCAUCAACGCCCAAGAACAAGGAACCGGUGGCGUAGGCGCAGAAGGUGGCUUCUCCUACACCUCCCCCGAAGGACAACUCAUCCAAAUCACUUACACCGCUGACGAACACGGCUUCCACCCACAAGGCGACCACCUCCCAACUCCACCACCAAUUCCAGAGGAAAUCCUCAAGUCCAUCGAGUUCAACAAGGCCGAAGCCGCCCGCGGUGAAAACCAGGAAGGAGCCUACAACGAAGCCGAACACGGCGAAGGAGCCUACAACGACGGCCCGAAACCCCAAUACGGUGCCCCAGCUGCCCCAGCCGCCGCUAAACCGUUCGGAGGACCAGCUUUCGGUGCCCCAGCUGCCGCCAAACCCUUCGGAGGACCAGCUUUCGGUGCUCCAGCCGCUCCAAGGCCUUUCGGCGCCGCUGGUCCAAAGCCACAGUACGGUGCUCCAGCUCAGCAAGGCCAAGACAACAACGGCGGAUACAGAUACUAAGGAGUGCCAUUUUGUAUUAUAUGACUGUUUGAAUCAAACGGUUUUUAUAAUAACUCUUGUACAUAUGUAUAUUUUUAUAAAUAAA
Messenger RNA from Aethina tumida (small hive beetle), 988 nucleotides. Its product is annotated as pupal cuticle protein 20-like. The transcript has 3 exons. Gene Ontology annotation, cellular component: chitin-based extracellular matrix. Gene Ontology annotation, molecular function: structural constituent of chitin-based larval cuticle. The coding region runs from base 1 to 903 and encodes 300 amino acids. The record is from RefSeq and is a predicted model, not a curated record. Lineage: Eukaryota; Metazoa; Arthropoda; Insecta; Coleoptera; Nitidulidae.